Linum tenue is the source of this 1038-nucleotide messenger RNA. The record is from the annotation of a GenBank genome assembly. Lineage: Eukaryota; Viridiplantae; Streptophyta; Magnoliopsida; Malpighiales; Linaceae.
AGACGACAAACCGAAAAAUCCAGGAGAUUCAUAAGAGAAUAGCCAAUAAGGAGGUAUCAACAAGUAACUUUCUUGAAACCCACAUAGCCUAGUACUGUUGGGAUUCCAGUACUGAUCAAACCUGUUUCGCGGUUUUACCAGGACGAAAUAGCCUCCAAAAGGUCGGCCCUCAACGUCCUGAAGAGCUGCAAUGAAUCGUUCAGAUAUGGUGUUGCCUGGAGAAAGGAGAUGCUGGACCAUCUCCAUCUUGCCCUGGACAAGCUGAGCUUUGCAAACAACGCAUACCGAGACAAUGUCACAAAGCAUUCGUUCUUAGGAGAGGAAGAAAUCGAUUACCGGGUAAUUAACAAUUUAACAUGCUGUUGUUGAUGGCUGCUUGUAGAAAUGUAGUCAUAAAUAAUGUUUGUGCUACAGAGGAUGAACUUCAAAAUGAUGCAUGGAAAGAAAAGCAUCCAGGCAGAGAGACGAGUGGUGAGGGAAAUCAAAACCAAGGAGGGAGAGGAGUCUCACGGUUCCAUGUCCUCGCUGGAAGAUAUUCACUCCAAAAUCAGAGGAAUACAGUACAGGGUGAGGUGCUACAGUAACGUCAAUGGUAAGGAAGAGCUUCUCAGACAGCUGAAACAACUUGAAAUGGAGAAGGAGAAAGUUAUUGCCAACUGUGUUGCAGGGGAGAAGAUAUGGAGAUCUUUGGGUUGGAGAAACGCCAUUCAAGAACAAAUUGGUGCCAAACAUAAGGAAGCAGAGGAGUCAAGGUUGGAACACUGGAGAGUGCAGGUUGGGAUUAGACGUGGUAAAGAAAGAUUAGAACAUUUGCAGGAAGGGGAUUGCUCAUUACACAAUCAGCUGAACGAUCUCCGGAGAAGAAAGCAAGAAGUACAUCUGCACAUCCUUGAUCUGAGAGAACAGCAAAAGAAUGAAGUCCAACAGUAACUUGUAACAAGUGUAUGGUUCUGUUUUUGGUCUGGAGCACCACCAAACCAAAUACAGCAUGGUUUACUUGGUUUCGUCAAGGAUUAUUUCAUCGUGAGCUACCGAAAG